Molecule: messenger RNA, 1910 nt
Organism: Paralichthys olivaceus (Japanese flounder)
Lineage: Eukaryota; Metazoa; Chordata; Actinopteri; Pleuronectiformes; Paralichthyidae
Gene: ostn
Product: osteocrin
Biological process (GO): hormone-mediated signaling pathway
Molecular function (GO): signaling receptor binding
Source: RefSeq, a predicted model, not a curated record
ACGACAGAGACGCUCCUCCUCACAGAGACUCACACUGAAGAUGCAGUCCUGCAGCGGUUUGCUGUUCUCCUUCCUGCUGAUCAUCACUGUGCUGCACUGCAGCGUUGAAAGCUUCAGAGUCCAGCAGCAGCCGCAGCAUGUAGGCCGGCCCCUUUUGAGGCCUCUGGCAGCUUUUCGUUUCCGUCCCGGUGGAGUGAAGAGGGACAGGGAGGAGCUAACAGCGAAGCUGCUCCUACUGGAGAACCUGGUGAGGAUGGAGAAUGAUGUCAUGGAGCCAAAGAGGAAGAGGAGUUUCCCCGGCAACAACGCACCUCUGGACCGCCUGUCAGUCAGCUCCAUGGAAACCAAACAGGCAACAAACAAGCAGAGUAAAGUCGCAGAGUUGCCACGGCGACGAGUCAACCCUCCUCCCAUCGACAGGAUUGGCAUGAGUCGUCUACCGAACAGCAGAGGAUAGGCUCCACCCCCUACCUCUGACAGCCCGCCCCCUCUCUACAGCGCCCCCUCUGGACAGACUCACCACAGAUGCAUGAAACAGCCAAUCACCAACUGCCAGUCACCUGCUGGGACACGCCCACCAAAUGCCUAUCACCCAAUCAUCCACCUUCGCCUUCAACCUGUGCGCACCCCCACACCCCCCCCACACCCCCCCACCCCACAGCAAUGAAUGUGCAGUGAUGCAUUCAGGUGCUGCUCCGUGAAUCCGUCACACCUGCAGAAGUGUCAGGACCAAAGAAAAGAUCAAACCAAAGUGACUUGAAUCAUCCGUGUGGUUUCCAUCACGUUCACGUCCUCAGCAGCAGAAAGUCUUAACACCGAGCACGUUCGAAACCUUCGGUUAGUUUCUAUAAAACCUUCUGCACUAAAACAUCGACUACGUUCACCUGAUUAACUUAACCUGAGUACAUUUCUACUCAGUCACUAAAAUAUUUAUAUAAUCAAUCUGAUGACGACAUGUGGAGCAAUCUGACCUUAUUGUCAUCAUGUCCACAUGUUGGAGCUUUGACAUACGACAGCUGGGGACGACACAUGACCUCAGUGUGAAGACAGAAAGUUACAACAACGAUAUUAAGACAUGAAUCAUAAUCAGACUGUUCUAUAACAUGUAAACAGGACUCUGAUGGAAUAUUCUAUAAACAAGAAAUCAGUCAGUCACGUUACUCGUAUUCACAAAUCAGUGCAACAUUUAUAUACGAGAGGAGACGUACAUCAAGAAGUCUCGUUGAGAUCAUUGUCCACCAUCAGGAUCCACACUUAAUGUCUAAUCCUGAUCAAGGUCACUAGUGUGAAUGUUGGUGUCCAUGUAAACGUUGUUACUGAUUAAACUGGAUGAAGCUGGAUGUUCACUGUCACCUGAAUGCAUCGCAACCCCCCCCCCCCUCCGAGACUCUGACCGGAGGCGUCCGUCGCCUCGACGCUCAAACUGAAACGUCUGUGUCUUAGUUCGAUGUCUUAGUUCGAUGUCUUAGUUCGAUGUCUUAGUUCGAUGUCUUAGUUCGAUGUCUUCACUGGUGCAGCAGGUCUGUUACAGCAGAUGACGAGUGGAUCCACUGCACCAACGAGUCGUCUGCAUCUGUGUUUCUAUAACAGAAGCUUCGGAGACAUGACACCAGUUUGUUUAAUGCUCCUCAUUAAAAAGAUGAAUAGAAAACAACUUUAAAAUCAACAGACGCCUGCUGGUGUUGUUCCGUCAGGAGCUGUAGUAAAAAACGCUGAUUCAGGUUCUGCAGCAUCAGCACAACGUACGACAUGAACCAUAAAUAGGAUUUACAGGCUGAUGAUGGUGCGACUCACUGGUGCAGUGGAAAACGUUUCCCCGUCAGAGAAAUGAUACUUGAGGAGAUUUGACUUCGUUCCUGCUCAGACCUGUUGACUGAUUCUGCUUCUGACUCUACGUGUUCUCGUGCUUA